Molecule: messenger RNA, 2684 nt
Organism: Penicilliopsis zonata CBS 506.65
Lineage: Eukaryota; Fungi; Ascomycota; Eurotiomycetes; Eurotiales; Aspergillaceae
Exons: 2
Coding region: 204-2222 (672 amino acids)
Molecular function (GO): protein binding
Source: RefSeq, a predicted model, not a curated record
UGGACUAUAUAAAUACAACAAUGCUACUAAUAUAUUUAUCCCUGCUGGUUGGCUUAAAUCCUAUGGUUGAAGUGGUCCGCGUCGUCUCCCGGACCUCCAUUAGCUGCUUCACAUCACCAACUCUCCGAGACGAUUUCUCCACCUCACCAUCCUCUCACGAUAGAGCCCAUGCAGCGGUGCUUGACUCAUGUCGACGUCGCAUCAUGGCGGCCGUCAACAUGAACAUGUUCGAGGCGAAGAUUGUCACCGACAAUCCGUCUGCCUCGCGCCCCUCGCUGAUGGUACUGCCGCUGAACCUGAUUGCCGGCAUUGUGUCGCACGUCGACAAAGCAAGCGAUCUCUCGAGCCUAUGUCAAACAUGCCGCGUACUCAACUACAUGGCGCUGCCGCAGCUGUACAAGAGCCUGACGUUGACCUCGUAUGACAAGAUCCGAUACCGCGGAGACGAACCGGAGGGCUGGGGGAGUGCGAGCCCGUUCUCAAUGGGGUUGAAUGCGCUCAUCACACGGCCGUAUGCGUCGCUGGUGCGCUCGCUGACGCUCCGGGGGGAAUGGCGCGAGCAUGAGAUCGAGGAGCACGGCCGCGUGGGCCGCGUGCCGGACUCGUCGAUGAUGCUGAACAUUGCGGUGCGGGCGGCGAUCGACCGGAUGCCUGCGUUGGAGAGCUUCAGCUGGGAGCUCAACACCAAGAUGCUGGAGACGGUGUACAUUGGCCUCGCGCAGCGGCCGAAACUCACCUCGCUGACCAUCCGGUUUCCCUCGAACCGCCACCCGCGCCCGACGACCGUCAUCCCCGCCAUGCCGCAUCUGCGCUGCCUCAAGGUCACCGACAUCGAUCCGCUGUGCUACCCGGAUGACAUCUCGACGCUGCUGCUGGACAGCCGCAAGCUGCGGGAGCUGAAGAUGCACUGGUCCCCACGCAUGCGAAACGCCCAGGAGCCCAGCGUCGUGCUGCACGACUACUUCCGCAAGUGCAUCGCGGCCAAGCAGCCGCUCAAAAUCACCCGCCUCGCCUUCCAGAACCUCUACGCCCGCCACGUUGCGGACGCCCACUUCGCCUUCGACCAGGCCGUGCUCCAGGAGGUCACCAUGCUCAAUGAUGCCGGCGGCACCGAGUUCUCCUUCAUUGACAACAGCUGGCCCGCCGUGCCCCCGCCGCCGAACGCAUGCCUCAAGACCGUCCGCAGUGAUGUCCUGUCCAAGCGGCAUUGUGAUUUCCUUUCCCUUUACCCGGGCCUCGAGAACUUGUACUGCGUCAGCUCGGAUCGCGAUCCCGCCGAGCAGAUCAACAAUCCGCGACGUCCCACCGCCACCUCCUCGGCGAUCCUGACACCUCCGAUCAAUGAAUCGAUCCUCCCGAUCACGAAUCUUACCACCACCACCAAUGGCAGCUCUACUCCCACUACCACUACCGAGGGAAAAUCACCCACUCCGUCACCGGCUACUACCUCCCCGCAGUUCUCCCUCACCCUGCGGGAUAGCUACCUGAAUACGAUUUUCACCCACCACGGCCCCAGAUUGCGCCGCUUACUUUUACCCUCGCGCUGGCCUCUGCCCGCCACAAGCAUCGCCCGGCUGGCACAUACCUGUCCGCACCUGGAACAGCUGGCCCUGGCCGCCGACGUGACGGGCGUUGACCAGCUGGCAGUCCUGUUACCUUUCUUCCGCAACCUGGUAGCAUUGCGUCUACUGAUUCCUACGGGGCCCUCGGGAGUAUCGUCUGGGCAGCUAUCAACAGGCGCACCCCCUCUCCGACAACUGUGCGGCUCCAUCCGAACGCUGGCCGAACUGGUCGAGCAGGACGAUGAGUUCCUGACGGAGAAGCUCAGCCUCGCGUUUGCCGAUAGAAAUAUCUACAGGACCCUGCGGAUUGUAGGGAUGGGCUCCAAAGCAUGGGAGUUGCAGGAGUUUUACCAAGUGCCUGCUCCGAGCCAGGCAUCGGACCGGGAACUUCAAUCCGAAUCCCAAUCCGAAUCUCAAAUCGAGUCUCCAGAAAAACCACCACCUAACCAACGCCCGCGAGGCAGUCCUCCGUCCGUGCUCGGCAAAAGGGCCCGAGACCGCGAAUCCGAACCACCGCGCGGAAGCAGAGGGGACGAGAAGAACUGUCUCCCUGCGUUGAGCGUCUUGGCGGAUGCGUCGUGGCGGCGGCGGUUGCGGCGGGUGGGCUGGGAAGUAUUGAAGAACUGGGAGGUAUGGGCAUUAGAUACGCAGGAGAUAUAGAUCAUACAGAGUACACUACACUACACUAUACAGAGUAUACUAGUGAAGGUGACAGAGGAGUCUACUUUUGAUUUGCAAACCCUAGCCGCGGACCUCCCUGGCUCCCUGCAUCAAAAACCACAUACUGCGACUUGAGAAAGACGUCGCCGAAGAUGUUGAUAUCGACGAGUCCCGAGGCGGCCUGGAUCCCGCCAAAACACAGAUUACUCACACUCCCCACGGGGGCAUAGUUGAUCAACUCCCCCGGCACGGUGACGGAGUGGUUGCCCGCGACAACGAGGGUGAAGGGGGUAAGUUUCGAGUCGCAUGGGAAGACGUAGCCGCCGUGGAGGGGUGAAUCCUGUGCUCCCGACACGUUUGCGUAGUACCUGCUCACGGUAUCGGAGGGGAGCAGUAUCAGGGUUGUCCCGGUGUCUGCCAUCAGUAUUGCCAAUGCUAUAGUGUUUAUGAUGAGUCUUACCU